CCCCAUAUAAUGAGGAAAUUCAUUGUUUAUGAGGAAAACCUCAUGGACCUGUUCAAGAAUUGCCCUGCCUGCUCGAGACACUCUGCAAUAAAGAGCAGAACAGUGGGUACAGUUCUACAUGUGGACCAGACCUGUGUUCAUUGUGAACAUCACAAACAGUGGGCCAGCCAACCAUAUGUCAAGAACAUACCAGCUGGAAAUCUGCAGCUUGCUGCUGCUGUGCUCUUUAGUGGCUCAUCCUUCUUGCAAGUCACCAAGUUUAUGCAGGCAUUCAACAUUCAGGGGAUUUGCCACACUACAUACCUGAAACACCAAAGGACAUUCCUAUUCCCAACAAUCAAUUGGCAGUGGAAACAGCAUCAAAAUACUGUGAUUGCAGAAGCACUCAAAGGAAGGAAUGUAGUUCUGGGUGGGGACAUGCGUGCUGACUCACCUGGACACAGUGCAAAGUAUGGAACAUACUCGCUGAUGGACCUCAGAGCAAACAAGAUCAUGGAAAUUCAGCUCAUUCAGAGCAAUGAAGUCGGCAACAGUCAGCGUAUGGAGAAGGAAGGUUUAGAAAGAAGCCUGAGAGAGCUAGAGCAGAGAGGAGUAACUGUGCGAAAGAUUGUCACUGACAGACAUCCUGGUGUGAUGAAGUUCCUCAGAGAGAGUAGACCAAGUAUUUUGCACAGAUAUGAUGCAUGGCACAUGGCAAAAGGUGUUGGCAAGAAAAUUGAUGAGCUUGCAAAGCAAAGAAGCUUCAAAGAGGUUGGCCCCUGGAAAAAAAGCAUCGUGAAUCACCUUUACUGGUGUGGAGCCUCAUCAUCAUCAGGAAAGGAAAUUGUUGCAAAAUGGAGAUCUGUUGUUAACCAUGUACAAGAUAUCCAUGAGCAUGAAGGUGAAUUCCAAAGAUGCCAGCAUCCUCCUCUUGUUGGUGACCAGGCAAGACAGUGGCUUAAACCAAGUACUGCUGCAUGUGAAAAGCUCACUCAGGUCAUCUUGGCACCCAAGUUGCUGAAAGACCUAGAGAACCUAAGUUCUGACUUCCAGACGUCAGGACUGGAGUCAUAUCACAGUCUGAUCCUCAAGUUUGCACCAAAGAGCGUGGCAUUCUCUUUUGUGGGGAUGCUGUGCCGGACUCAACUUGCAGCCAUGCACUACAAUGAAAAUAGCGGAAGACCACAAGCAACAACAGCUGCAGGGGAGCUCCGAUGGCACAUGCAGUAUCCACGCUACAGAAGAGGAGAGUACACAGUACGACUUCUGAAAAGAAAUCCCACAUUUGAAUAUGUCUACAGAUUGCAGGAUCUGCUUUUUGAAAGUGUGUUGGAGCAGCCACAACUGUUUCAGGAAUCUCUAAAAGGACUGAAAGUUCCUGACCACCUCUGCACCCAGUUUCAAAGACCUGAAAAGAGUGAAGCUGUUGCACAACACACGUCACGAUUUAGACCACCUUCUGUCUGUCUGUGA
Paramisgurnus dabryanus is the source of this 1452-nucleotide messenger RNA. The record is from RefSeq and is a predicted model, not a curated record. NCBI's taxonomy places the organism in Eukaryota, Metazoa, Chordata, Actinopteri, Cypriniformes, Cobitidae.